AUGGGAUGCUGUCAAACAUUUCGGAUUGUUGGAAUAAACAAAGAGGCUAUAGGUCCUCCUUUAAAGAGAAACAGUCUCAUUGCUGAUAAAAGUCGUGAAUCUAUUGAUUCAUGCGCUGGAGCCGAAGAUAUAAAUACAACAUACGAUAAAAGGCCUACAGUCCUGAGUUUCAGGGUCAGAAAAUCUUCACUAAUUAAAAAGCGAUCUGGGACUCUUUUAGAUGAAUUUAAAAUCUUACAGACUUUAGGCUCUGGAGGCUAUGGAACUGUAUAUAAAGCACAAGAUAAAUCCUCAGGGCUGCUAAGAGCUGUUAAAGCUAUUGAUAGAUCUAAAAUGAUCACAGAGCAUAUACUGACUGAAAUAGAGAAUUUAAUUAAUGUUGUAAGAAAAACAUAGGAUCACCCAAAUAUUGUAAGAAUUCUGGAAUUUAUAGAGGAAUCUGACACUUAUUACAUUAUUACUGAGCUUUGUACAGGAUCAAAUAUUAUUGAGAGAAUAACCAGCUCAGAAGAUUUUAGUGAAAACCAAGCUGCAAAAUAUAUGUUGCAAAUUUUUUCAGCUCUUUCCCAUUGUCAUAAACUUGGAAUUGCUCAUAGGGAUAUAAAACCAGAUAAUCUCCUUUUGGAGCAUCCUGGAGAAAAUUCUCUUGUGAAACUGAUUGAUUUUGGCCACUCAUCAAAAAUUAUUGAAAACCAAAAAUUCACUGAGCUCUUAGGAACUGUAAAAAUAAUUUAGCCUUAUUUUGUUGCGCCUGAAGUUUUGGACAAGAAUUAUAACGAAAAGUGCGACUUAUGAAGCUGCGGAGUUGUGCUUUUUAUCAUUCUUAUUGGGUAUCCUCCUUUUAAUGCAAGAGACAUAAAUGAACUGUUCAGAAGGAUAAGGAAAGGAAAGUUCAAAACAAACACAGAAGAAUGGAGAAGUAUCUCGACAGAAGCGCAAGAUCUUAUAUUACACUUACUAAAAUUAAAUGUCGAAGAGAGAUUUUCUGCGGAACAAGCAAUGAAUCAUAAAUGAAUCCAACAAAGGGCAUUUGGUGCUAUCAAAGAUAGGCCACUACACAUAAGCUGCUUAACAAGGCUGAAAUUUUUUCACGCAAAUGUCAAACUAAAGCAAGCAACAAUGGCAUUUAUGGCUACACAUUUGGCUGCUGGUGAAGAAACACAUCAAUUGGAAGAGGUUUUCAGGAACAUUGAUAAAAACGGAGACGGGAAGAUCAGCAUAGAAGAACUUGAAGCAGGGAUUUUAAAAGUGAAGCUUGGAGCAUCAUUAGAUGCUAAAGAAAUCAUGGAGAGGUGUGAUAUAGAUAAAAAUGGGUUUAUUGACUUUUCAGAAUUCAUUACAGCUGCAACAGAUUGAGAAAGAACUCUUUCGAUAUCUAAGCUUGAAAAAGCGUUUAAGGCUUACGAUAUUGACGGUAGCGGCUCUAUUUCUGCUUCCGAACUUCAAGCGUUUUUAUCGGCUGACCCUUCCAUAAACUUGUAUUAGAUGGGUUAUAUUGUAAGGGUCUUGAAAAUUAUUUCAGCCCUUCGCCAUCUUAGGACUCUCUUAGCCUUGGCAAUGAUCAAAGCACGAGAGAUAUCCCAAUACCUUCUUUGACUACCUUGCCUUUAUCAGACGGAUGAUUGGCUCUCAGAAGUAUGAGCUAGCUUUGCGCUUAAAUUUAUCGUCUGAAGGACAAGGUAAAAAGUUCGUCACGGAGUCAUUAUUUGGCAAAACCCCAUCCAGGACUUUCUUACCUGAGGCUGGGAUUUUUCACCAAUAACUUUGGAUCUAAACUCAGCCAUCUCUUUAAAUAAUCCAUAAACUUAGAAGAAUGCCAAAAAAUUUUAAGUGAAGCUGACAUUAAUGGGGAUGGUGUAAUAGAUUUCACAGAGUUCAUAUAGAAAAUUCCUUUAAUGGCCCUAUCAGUGGGUGAAUUGUCCGCUGAGUUCACAAUUUGGUCCGACCAAAACUAAUAAUUUUGGUCGACCAAAUUGUAAUUGUAGUGGGCAAUUCACCCACUUAUAGGCCUAUUAAAGGGAAUUACAUAUAUCUAUUAUGCGAAACAAAGCAUUUUAA
Blepharisma stoltei is the source of this 2058-nucleotide messenger RNA. NCBI's taxonomy places the organism in Eukaryota, Ciliophora, Heterotrichea, Heterotrichida, Blepharismidae. The record is from the annotation of a GenBank genome assembly.